This is a messenger RNA of Volvox carteri f. nagariensis, 153 nucleotides long. RefSeq lists its product as uncharacterized. NCBI's taxonomy places the organism in Eukaryota, Viridiplantae, Chlorophyta, Chlorophyceae, Chlamydomonadales, Volvocaceae. The record is from RefSeq and is a predicted model, not a curated record. Gene Ontology annotation, molecular function: DNA binding. The annotation marks the transcript as partial. The transcript has a single exon. Gene Ontology annotation, cellular component: nucleus.
UUGCAGGGCUGUCAUGCAGAUUUGGCCAACAGUAAGGCAUAUUACCGCCGCUUCCGGAUUUGCGAGGCGCAUAUGAAGUCCUUGAGCCUGAGCAUUGAAGGUCGCUCCUGCCGGUUCUGCCAGCAGUGUGGCAAGUUCCAUCUGGUACGCGAA